Formica exsecta is the source of this 1513-nucleotide messenger RNA. RefSeq names its product mitochondrial mRNA pseudouridine synthase Trub2. Lineage: Eukaryota; Metazoa; Arthropoda; Insecta; Hymenoptera; Formicidae. The record is from RefSeq and is a predicted model, not a curated record. Gene Ontology annotation, molecular function: pseudouridine synthase activity; RNA binding. The transcript has 4 exons. Gene Ontology annotation, biological process: RNA processing; pseudouridine synthesis. The coding region runs from base 138 to 1097 and encodes 319 amino acids.
AAUAAGAUAUUAUGUAAUUAUGCAAUUAUUAUGUUAUAUAUUUCACAUCUACGUUAAGUAAAAUUUAUACAAGUUAUAAGUAUACAUAAUAUAUAAUCAGUGAGAGUAGUAAACGACAGUUUUUAACUAUUUUUAAUAUGAAGACAAGAAGUCUGAUUCCAAAAGUGGAACGCUUAGUUUCCGAUGCUAGAAUAGCAUGGAAAGUUUUAAACGGCGUGUUCGCUGUUUACAAACCACCCGCAGUUACGUAUUUAAACAUAAGAGACACCAUAAUCCAUCGUCUCUGCGAAGACUUGAAUAGUAUGCACGUUCGUCCACCGAUCCAACAUGUGUGUAUAGAGGGUAAUACAACAGACAAGAUGAAUAUAGUCACACAUCCUAGCUACGCAGAUCAUCCUUUAGUAGUAGGACCGCGAUAUCAACCUAAAGAUUUCAAAUUAGUAUGCGCUAAUUAUCUGAACACUGACUCGUCAGGACUCAUGAUUUGUGGUAUUAAUGAUAAUACCAAGUGGAUUCAUAAAUUAAAAGCUUCUAAGCCUCCAGUCAGUUACAAGAUUAAAGGUAUCUUGGGACAAGCAACAGAUAAUUAUUUUAAAACUGGAAAAAUCGUCGAGAAGUCUACAUAUAAAUUUAUUAAGCGCGAUGCAGUUGAUAGAAUAUGUGCUUCCAUGCAGGCUGCUCAUCAAAGAAAGAUGUUUGAAAUCUGUGGAUUAGACAUGCAAAGUCAAGCUGCAUAUGAGUUGGCUAUACAAGGUUUAAUGAGGCCUGCAGACAACCAUAUUCCUAUGGUUUAUACCAUAAAAUGUGUGGACUUUACAUCUCCUGAAUUUACAUUAGAAAUUGUAGCUAUAAACGAAAACGAGAUGUAUUUGAAAACUUUGGUUCAUGAUUUAGGGAUGCAACUUCACAGUGUCGCUACAUGCACUCAAAUACUAUGUUUUCGAUAUGCGUUAUUCAAUUUAGAUCUUGCCUUAUUGCCAAAACAUUGGCAGUUGCAAAAUGUUUUAGAUAAUAUGGAACAGUGCCAUGAUAUACUUAAUCGAAAUAGAUAUUUAUUGAAACAAAAGAAUCCGAUAUUGACAGAACAAGAUAAUUAACUAAAAUUUGUUUCGGACUAAAUUUUCAAAUAUAGAAAAUAAAAAGUAAAAUAUAUAUAUAUAUAUUAUUCAAAUUAUAUUAUUAUAAAAAACAUUUAUAUAAUUAUGUAUAUAUCUUCGAUUUCAUGAGAGAAUUAUAUUUGGACAACUAAUAAUAAAACGGGAGAGAGGGAAGGAAAUGGAAGAGUCUUCUAAUGUAACAUUCAUUAAUGAAAACGCACGAGAUAUUUCUUUAAAUCAGUAAGCUUGUUAAAUCGACAUGAAUACGUCAACGCUAGUAUAUUAUUGCUUAUCAUACAAUAUUAUUAUUUAUUAAAAAUCCAAUAAGUAGUUUUUACAGAGAUUUCUAAGGAGUAAUCAUUCUCUCACGAAAAGAGUAUGUAAUAUGUAUAUAAUAUUAAAAAAGUAUAUUAUCU